UUCUGGACUGUACGAGUCACAUGAUGAGGAAGUGCAACCAAGUGAUACAAGAUGGGCCGCACCUGUAGAGAAAACAACUAAUGGAUUGAAGUGGUUGCCGUGACAGCCUUGUCUGUGCAGGCAUAAAGAUAUAAAGACUGAGCUCCUCACUAAGCAAUACGCAUGGCCGACGACUGCCCUCAAUACCGGAGCCACCUCGCCGUCAAGCUGGAGCUCCAGAAACACACAGCCCUCGGUAACACCAUGGCAGAAAUAGAGUCAACCAGCCAUGAUCAAUAUCUAAAAGACAUGGAGGACGAGCUCACCUGCAGCAUUUGCCUCUCUCUCUUCCAAUGCCCGGUGACGAUUUCAUGCGGACACAACUUCUGUCAAGACUGUCUUACCUCCAGCUGGAAGGAGAGUUAUGACUGCCCUCAAUGUCGGGCCCACUUCCCCACCAGGCCAGAGCUCAAGAAGAACACGGUACUCAGUACUGUAGUGGAAAAGUUCAGAACCCGCUCCAGUAUGACCGAGUUCGGGCUCGAGAGGAAGGAAGAGGAAGCCGUCAAAAAGCCCAUUGUGAUGUGCGAUACGUGUAUGGCCUCCGAGGCGGACAAGACCUGCCUCACCUGCAUGGCGUCGUUCUGCCUCGAGCACGUUCGGCCCCACCACGACAACCCAAACUACCGCGCGCACCAGCUCAGAGAGCCGCUCGCGGACAUGAGCGAGCGCGUCUGCCCCGACCACCACAAGCUGAUGGAGUUCUUCUGCGUCCAACACAGCCGCUGUAUCUGCAGCUUCUGCCUGCAGCAGGUCCACAAGGGAUGCGCCUUCUCGACUCCCAAUGAACAAAAGGCUCUGAAAGAGUCUGAUUUGAAAUCCAAAUUGUUGUCGCUGGAUUCAAAGAUUGAAAAGACCGAGGCUGCCAUUUUCCAGGUGACAGUGGAAAAGAACAAGUUAAAGGAAUCUGUGACCAGCAGGAAGAAGAUCCUGGAGGCAGAGUACCAGCAGAUCCGAGAGAUGCUGGACAAAGAGGAGCGUGAAGCCAUGAACACAGUGGACCGCAAGCUGCAGAGUGGAGAGGACAAGUACAAUAAGGUCACAAAGAGGUUCUCCCAGAAUAUCCAGGAGAUGGACAAUGCCAAACGCGGCAUCAGCGAUCUUCUGAGUCAGUCAGCCACCCUAGCCUUUCUGCAGGAUUCUUCAGUGGACCUGCCUUCUGUUGUCAAUGCUGAGUGCAAGACUCCUCUGGUGAAUUUGGACACCACAGACGUGAUUGGCGCCCAGACGUUCAUCGUUGUCUUCAAGAAUUAUCUGUGUGACCUGUUGAAACAACCUGUUGCGAAGAGACUAACGAUACUGAAACCAGAAUUCAAUAAUGGAAUAUUUGCUACUGAGCCACCCCAGGUACCCGAACCUUCCCAAAACCAUGUUAGGUCUUCCAGCCGCGCGAGGUCCCGUGGUCCAGGUCCGUUGAUGUAUGAGCCAUUCCCGAGUCCUGGGCUAAUCCCGGGUCCCGUGACCUUCUAUGGUCAACCAGGUGUCUACCCCGGUCCGGGGCCCAACCAGUUUCCACCAGGUGUCUACCGUGGUCCAGGGCCCAACCAGUUUCCACCAGGUGUCUACCGUGGUCCAGCAGCCUUCGCGGUUCCAAGGUUCCCAGGACCCAGGGGCAGACAACCGCGGAAACCGGCGCAGGGUAAAAAAGAAAAGGGUGAGACGAAGAUGAAGGAAUCCCGCUCUGUGGAGAACCUUCUGAAUGUAAACAAGAGAGAUCAAUCCAGAGGCCGGACACCUGAACAGAAACCAACAGAGGAUCAAGAAACUUUGAACGUCCCGCCCAGCAUUACCUCCCCCGUAGACAGACACGAGCUUCUCCAAUACGCCACGGUGCUCACCUUGGAUCCAAAGACGGCCCACAGACGUGUGAAGCUGAGCGACGACCUGACCGAGGCCUCAGUGAUGGACGUGCCAGCGAACUACCCCGACGGCCCCGCUCGGUUCUCAGUCUGCUCCCAGGUGCUGGCCUCCAAGGGUUUCUCCAGAGGGCGCCACUACUGGGAAGUGCAGAUGAGCAGCAACAACUUUGUGGGCAUAGGGCUGUCUUACAAAAGCAUGGAUCGCAAAGGCCCCACCAGUCGCUUGGGCCGUAACGACCAGUCCUGGUGCGUGGAAUGGUUCACCCUGAAGCUGUCCGCCUGGCACGCCAACAGCGAGACGGUGCUGGAGAGUCUCAGUGCAGACCGCAUUGGCGUGCUGGUGGAUUGUGAAGAGGGAACGGCCACGUUUUACAGCAUUGGUGAGAAGGCGAAUCCCUUCCACACUUUUGUGUUUCCUUUCACCCAAGCCGUGUAUCCGGCUUUCUGGAUCUUCUCCAACACCUCUUCCAUCGCCUUGUGCAAGCUGUCUGAAGUUUCGUUCCUCUUACGACAGCGCAACACUGCAUUCAACAUGGCCGAGUCGGAAGAAAUAAGCAAUUUUCGAUAUCUAAAAGACUUGGAGGACGAGCUCACCUGCAGCAUUUGCCUCUGUCCCUUCCAAGUGCCGGUCACGAUUCCUUGCGGACACAAUUUCUGUCAGGACUGUCUGGUCGCCACCUGGAAGGAGAGUUAUGACUGCCCUCAAUGUCGGGCCCACUUCCCCACCAGGCCAGAGCUCAAGAAGAACACGGUACUCAGUACUGUGGUGGAAACGUUCAAAACCCGCUCCAGUAAGACCGAGUUCGGGCUCGAGAGGAAGGAGGAGGAAGCCGUCAAAAAGCCCAUCGUGAUGUGCGAUACGUGUAUGUCCUCCGAGGCGGACAAGACCUGCCUCACCUGCAUGGCGUCGUUCUGCCUCGAGCACGUUCGGCCCCACCUCGACAACCCGAACUACCGCGCGCACCAGCUCAGAGAGCCGCUCGCGGACAUGAGCGAGCGCGUCUGCCCCGACCACCACAAGCUGAUGGAGUUCUUUUGCGUCCAACACAGCCGCUGCAUCUGCAGCUUCUGCCUGCAGCAGGUCCACAAGGGAUGCGCCUUCUCGACUCCCGAUGAACAAAAGGCUCUGAAAGAGUCUGACUGCAAGUCCAAGUUGGUGUUGCUGGAUUCAAAGAUUGAAAACACACAGACGACCAUCUCCCAGAUGACUGAGGCACAGAGAAAGUUAAAGGAAUCUGUGAUCAACAGGAAGAAGAUGCUGGAGGCCGAGUACCAGCAGAUCCGAGAGAUGCUGCACAAAGAGGAGCGUGAAGCCAUGAACGCAGUGGACCGCCAGCUGCAGAGUGGGGAGGCCAAGUACACCAACGUCAUAAAGAGGCUCGUCCAGAAUAUCCAGCAGAUGGACACUGCCAAAGACACCGUCAGCGAUGUUCUGAGUCAGUCAGACACCCUGGCCUUUCUGCAGUCUUCAGUAGAGCUGCCUUCAGUGGUAAGUUUCGAGUGCAUCCCACCUCGGGUGACCCUGGACUCGAAGGACGUGAUUGGCGCCCAGACCUUCGUUGUCGUCUUCAAGGAUUUUCUAUGUGAACUGUUGAAAAAACCAGUGGAGACCAGAGCAGCGAUGCUCAAACCAGGAGCCGUGCCAAAGGCAUCUUCCAAAAGCUCCAGCCCCGGGCCGUCCCAGGCUGCAAGGCCCUCGAUGGAUCCAAGUUUGUUUUUCGACCUUGGGAAUCUCGAGAAAAUGGGGAUAUUCCUGCCCAAGGGUACAGGACCUCAGCCACCCAAAAAGAAACCAAAUGAAAAGAAGGUGAAGGCGGCAGCAUCCAUGGAGAACCUCUUGGAUUUUUCUACGGGUGCUCAAUCCAAAGGCUGCAAACCUGAACAGAAAUCAACAGAGGAUCCAGAAACUUCUAGCAUCCCGCCCAGCCUUACCUCCUGCGUAACCAGACACGAUCUUCUCAAAUACGCCACGGUGCUCACCUUUGAUCGGAAGACGGCCCACAGACGGGUGAAGCUGAGCGAGAACCUGACCGAGGCCUCAGUGAUGGACGAGCCAGCGAACUACCCCGACGGCCCCGCGCGGUUCUCAGUCUGCUCCCAGGUGCUGGCCUCCAAGGGUUUCUCCAGAGGGCGCCACUACUGGGAAGUGAAGAUGAGCAGUAACAACUAUGUGGCCAUAGGGCUGUCUUACAAGAGCAUGGAUCGCAAAGGUCCCACCAGUCGCUUGGGCCGCAACGACCAGUCCUGGUGCGUGGAGUGGUUGACCCUGAAGCUGUCCGCCUGGCAUGACAACAGCGAGACGGUGCUGGCGAGCCUCAGUUCGAAGCGCGUAGGCGUGCUGGUGGAUUGUGAUGAGGGAACGGCCACGUUUUACAGCAUCGCUGGCGCGGUGAAUCCCUUCUACACGUUUAGCAUUCCUUUCGUCCAAGCCGUGUACCCGGCCUUCUGGAUCUUCUCCAACAACUCUUCCCUCGCCUUGUGCAAGCUGUCUGGCUGAAAGGCUUUUAUUCAUUGGUUUUCUUGACAUGGAAGUUAAAUGUCAUUUGUCUUGGUUUUUCCCUACUGGAGGAAUUAUUUUUUUGGAACAUGUACCUGGUGUUUGUUUAAUAAUGAUAAUCGUUGAUAAAUGAUGUUCGUUAGAAUUAAUCAAGGUUAUGAGAGCAUCUGUUCGUUCAUUUUAUGAAGCAAAGCGAUGACACAGUUUAUGCAUAUGAAAAUAUUUAUGAGAAUGUUUUCAAUUUCAAUCGACCUCGCGUACAUUCUGUUCGAGUAUCAAUGACAAUCACAAGUGGUGGGAGCUUCAACUUUCUUUUCAGGGUUAAUAAUUGAGUGUUCAAAUAAUCUUGUGAAUAAAAGUUAAAUUAAGUUUCAAAUUUAAA
Molecule: messenger RNA, 4777 nt
Organism: Gadus morhua (Atlantic cod)
Lineage: Eukaryota; Metazoa; Chordata; Actinopteri; Gadiformes; Gadidae
Exons: 19
Coding region: 163-4395 (1410 amino acids)
Molecular function (GO): protein binding; zinc ion binding
Source: RefSeq, a predicted model, not a curated record